Molecule: messenger RNA, 513 nt
Organism: Alternaria arbusti
Lineage: Eukaryota; Fungi; Ascomycota; Dothideomycetes; Pleosporales; Pleosporaceae
Exons: 3
Coding region: 1-513 (170 amino acids)
Source: RefSeq, a predicted model, not a curated record
AUGGCAGAAGACGAGAUCGUAUACCAUUAUUUCCUAGAACUAUGGGUAGAUAUGUGGUUCUACACGUUUUCCGUCGGGCUAUCCAAGUUCGUCAUACUAGGCUUCUACUGGAGAACAUUUGGUCUUUCCGUCAUCCGACAGCCUAUCAGAAUCCUGUUCGUCUGCUCGGCAUGCUGGAUCAUUGUCAGGCCGAUUCAGAAGUUCUGGUACAAAGACAUUCCUGGCAAGUGCACAUUGCCGCCGAUGAUGUCGCUCUUUGCCGCGGCCAUACCUCAUUUCAUUCUUGAGGUCGCGAUAUUACUCUGUCCGCUCUAUGAGAUAUCCAGACUGCAUAUCUCGACAGCACGCAAGGUUGCUGUAGCGGCAAUGUUCGCGGCUGGCCUGUUAAACCCCCAUCCAGAUCUCACAUACGACGGCAUCGACGACCAGAUAUGGGCAGUAUGCGAUGUGAACCUGGCAUCCUUUGCAAGUCAGUCAUCUAUGCUGAAGCUUUUCCUCGAACCAGGUCGCUGA